Messenger RNA from Chironomus riparius, 692 nucleotides. The record is from the annotation of a GenBank genome assembly. NCBI's taxonomy places the organism in Eukaryota, Metazoa, Arthropoda, Insecta, Diptera, Chironomidae.
UCACAAUAAAUAUUAAAAUUCAACUUUUGCACCUAAAUUAGUGUCAAAAUGAAUCCAAACAUGAACGUUCCACAAGGCAUAAUUCAGCAGCAAUCACCACAACAGAAUAUUCCACCACAAAUGCAGCCAAUGGUUCCACCUCAAAUGUCCAACAUAAUGCCAUCCCCAAACCCAGACAACAUAACAAAAGUGAAAUCUCUCGUCGGUCCACUCAAAGAAUCUCUUAAGAAUAUUUUCCAAUCAGCAGCACAACUCCUUAAUCAAGAUAAUUCAGGAAAUGCAAAGCAACCCGAGUCCAACGCCAGAUUCGAUAAACAUCUUGAAGAAUUUUACUCAAUUUGCGACCAAAUUGAGCUUCAUUUAAUCACAGCGAAGAAAUGCACAGAACAGGCUUAUGCCUCACAAGUUUAUCUUCCAGUUCCAGUUGUACCAACGAGAAGUGAAAAUAUGGCACAAGAAAAUGCACUAACUUAUAUGCAGUACUUGGAUCUUGUCAAGACACAAAUUACUUAUGCUAAGGAGAUUCAUGACACGCUGCUGAUGGCUGCACAGAAUAUUUAAUUUUUGGGGAGCGAUGGAGAUUGAAGGUAGUUGUAAAUGAGAUGUUGGAAUCAUAAGAAGAAUGGAGUGAGCUGGAUGCAGCUAUUUGUGGAGAGGAGAUGCCCUCGAGGGUAUUUUAGUGAGGAAUGCGA